AUGACUUCAUGGUCAUACGUUACCGUAAUGUUCAUACGUUAUGCAGGUAUUCCAAUACUAUGCAUUAGCUUAUUUGGUUGUAUGAUGAAUGCAAUGGUGUUUUCAAGUGGGCGCUCGUAUCGAACCAAACCAUGCACAUUCUUUCUGAUGGUAGCAGCCAUUGCAUCGUGUGUACAGUUAAUAUGUGCAACAUUAUCGCGUAUUCUGGCAUAUGGUUUUAACAACGAUUUAACCGCUUUGUCAUUGACUUGGUGUAAAAUAAAGCAGCACUUUGUUGCAACUUGCUAUGGCAUAUNUGUGAAUAACAUCGUCUCAUUAGCUGAUCGAAUGAGACAAUUGGUACCCGAUCCAACGAAAAAGCUAUAUCGAUGGCUUCUUUAUUUACUGCAUUAUGGCCAUUCGAUCAGUGGCACGCUCAAUGCUCCAAGCACGACACCUAUACUCGAAGUCAUACGCAAAAAUACGGGUCUUUCAUGCGCUAUUACUGCCAGCAACAACCGAAACGAAACUAAUUCAAGAUGGUUAAUCAAGUAUACUUUGGGUUUAAUGGAUGUUGAUGCACUCUCUGACUUUGUUUUCGGUGAACUAUAUAUACCUCUGACAGUCGCUAAUGCUCCAAAUCAGCCCAUCCAAUUGCUUCAUAGUUGGACGUUCAACAAAGGAGUCUACAAUGCACUGAAAGACUUUGCUCUUGAUUUCUUUCGUGCGUUCUGGUCCGAUGAUUACACUUAUGAUCGUAGUAACAAUACUCGUAGUUUACAGAUCGAUACUCAGCACAAACUAAUCGAAAUACUAAGUAAUCCUGCGGAGAAACAGACAAGCCGUUCAUCGUAUGGCUAUGAGUACACGCAGACGGGCUUCACGGAUAUAACUACAUGUUCUCAAAAAAUUGCACUGACUGUCAACGAGAACAAUGCGACAUUCACGUGGAACAUCAGCUUCGUUGCCAAAACGGAAAAAGCAACAGUGAACAUGGCGAUCUUCUUUACAAACCAAACUGCUCAGGCCGAUGCUGCCUUUGAAAAAUUUCUCCUGCCGUCACCAGAAGAUUAG
Adineta ricciae is the source of this 1053-nucleotide messenger RNA. NCBI's taxonomy places the organism in Eukaryota, Metazoa, Rotifera, Eurotatoria, Adinetida, Adinetidae. The record is from the annotation of a GenBank genome assembly.